CGAGUCCUUCCUGAUUCAUUCUGCCUGUCCAUCUCACCGACUGCUGCCAUGGCAUUUGUCGCUCCUCCUGGCUAUCAGCCAGUCUACAGCCCUAAUAUUCCAUAUCUGGGGCCCAUUUAUGGAGGCCUGAGGGAGGGGAUGUCCAUCUACAUCCAGGGCUCCGUUCCAGAGGACAUUACCAGGUUCUUUAUCAACCUGCUCUGCGGAGAGUCCGAGUCCAGCGACAUUGCCCUCCACUUCAACCCUCGAUUUGAUGGCUGGGACAAGGUUGUCUUCAACUCAUGUCAGGAUGGAUCCUGGGGGUCUGAGGACAAGAUUCGUGAUAUGCCUUUCAGUAAAGGCCAGGCCUUUGAAAUGGUCAUCAUGAUUUCUUCACAGGGUUACCAGAUCAAAGUCAAUGGGAAUGACUUCUACACCUUCGAACACCGUGUCCCUGUGGAGAGAGUUUGUGCAAUGCAGAUCGCAGGAGAUGUUUCUGUUCAGACGAUUAACAUCAUAGGGGGUGCUUCAGGUGGCAUGAAUAGGUAUCCUGGAGGAAUGGGAGGUGGAAUGGGAGGAGGAAUGGGAGGCGGUAUGGGAGGAGGCAUGGGAGGAGGCAUGGGAGGAGGAUAUCCAGGAGGUUGCAUGGGGGGAGGAUAUCCAGGUGGCAUGGGAGGAGGCAUGGAAGGAGGCAUGGGAGGAGGCAUGGGAGGAGGAUAUCCUGGAGGCGGCAUGGGGGGUGGAUAUCCAGGAGGCAUGGGAGGUGGUAUGGGGGGAGGAUUUCCAGGAUCAAACCUGCCGGGCAUGGGUGGGCAGCCAGUCUACAACCCUCCUGUGCCUUACUCCAACAUGAUCCCAGGAGGGAUGUACCCUAAGAGGACCAUCAUCAUCAGAGGCAUGGUGCCCUAUGGAGGAGACAGAAUGAGCAUCAACUUCAUGGUGAGCAGAUCUCGGGACGUCGCCUUCCACAUGAACCCCAGGGUGAGGGAGGGGAUUGUGGUGAGGAACAGCAUGAUUGGAGGCGACUGGGGCCAGGAGGACAGAGAGCUCAGCAUGAACCCCUUCAUGGAGGGACAGUACUUUGAUAUGUCGAUUCGCUGUGGGAACCAGAGGUUCAAGGUGUUUGUGAACGGGCAGCACUUGUUUGACUUCUUCCACCGCCUGCAGUCCUUCAAUGAGAUUGACUUGCUGGAGAUAGAGGGCGACGUGCAGAUCUCCUACAUCCACUUCUGAGACUACGCACCUGUUGUAGUUAUUCUCUAAUUGGGGCUGCAUUUCACAUUAAAAAAGCACAAAUGUAAUGUGCUUUCUCAUAAAAGCAAUAAGUGGUUUAGGGUUAAAAAUAUCUACUAACUGCAGAGCUUCAACAUUAGCAACUUUUUUGACAUUUUAAAGGAAAAGAAUAUUUUUGCUAGUUGCCCGUAGGGUCACGUCAACUAUGUUACUCAUGAGUUGGCCCAUACUGGGUGACUAAGUUGACAGCAGACAAUUUAACAAUUUUAGCCCCUAAUUUCAAUGGUAGACCUAGCAUGGCUGACAACAUGCUGUUGUCUUUAGCAGGUUAAUAUCAAAUUUCAACAUACAUUUUAAUUAGAAACACAAAAGAUCUGUGACCCAUAAAAUGUACACAACAUAGUUGACGGUCAAUUAAUACACUCCUACACAAUGCACUGUUACUGACAAAAUAUUUAAAAAUAUGAAAGGACACACACCAUUUCCAAGAUAGCCGCCACUGAGAAAGAUGACAUCCUGUGAUGCUGGUCACAUGGAUUUGGAACAAGCCAUUUCUUAGUAUUUUUAUUUUAUUUUUAUUUUUUUUUAGCAUUUUUAUGUAUUUGAUUUAAAUAUGAAACUCAAUAUAAGAAGUUGUUUUUCUAAAGUGUUUAGAGCUUUUAAGUAACAGAUAAUGCUAACUAAUAGUUUUUAAUUAUUUUGAUGUCAAGACUCACUCAACUGAAAAAAUGGGAAUUGCAAAAACUGUUGAUGUGUGCAACAGUGUGCAUAAAAUGUUUGAUUUUAUAAUAGGCUUCCCUUAAUUGGUAAGAAAAUAGUUUUUAAAAAUAUUAUCUUUAAUAGACAUGAAAUGUACCCCCAGUUUUAGAAUCACUCAAAAAAGUUGUACAUUUUCAUUGAUUGUGUGUGUCAUGUCAGCUGUUAUUUGAUCUUUCAGAGUAUAUGUCCUUACCUCAGGUCCUUAAACUUCCAGCUGUGUAUUGCAGAUCUUGAUUAAGACAAAGGUGACCUCAUCAUCGGCUGUAUUGUUGAGUUAAUAAAUGUAAGUAACACGUAUGAUAUAGAUGAGAUAAACGUUGACUACAACAAAGCUCAUUCAUGAUGAACAUAUUUAUUUCUUAUACAAAAUACUGUAGGUACUGUAUAAAACUUUGUUUACAAAUCAUGACAGUGACAAUAUAAAGGCAACUAUAGUACAGUCUUCUCCCAAUUCAACACACCAGGAGAAUCACAAUCCACACACACAUUGAUGCAAAAAUACUGGCUCUCUGAAGGCACUGAAGGUAAAGUUUUAAGGCUGAACUGAUUUUGUUCAUUAAGGAGUAAUUUGUUUUUGCUGGAAUCUCCUUGGAGCAUUACUUUAACUUUUUUACUAAAUGAAAGGAUUAAUGAACGGGUUUACCAGAUACAGGCCCAGGGGCCAAAAGUGUCAGGGCCCCUCCCCUGGCCUUCACCUGCAAAAUGUUACUCAAAUGAACAUGUGCUGACCCGGAGGAGACUCACAAUGACCACAAAGAAACAUAAAAUGACUACAUGGAGACAAAAGAAGGCCAAAAAGAAAAACAAAAAGGCUACAAAGAGAUGCAAAACAGCUGCAAAUAGACACAAAAAGACUCACAAUGACUAUGAAAAUGGUCAAAACAGCCACAAAGAUACUCAAAGUAACUAUCAAGAGAUGCAAAGCAACUUCAAGAACACUCAAAAUGACCACAAAGUGACAAUUAACUCCAAAGAGACAUAAAAUUACCACAAAGCGGUACAAAACCACAGAGAUUGUAACGACUACAAAAACACACAAAACUACAACAAA
Epinephelus moara (kelp grouper) is the source of this 3022-nucleotide messenger RNA. Its product is annotated as galectin-4-like. The record is from RefSeq and is a predicted model, not a curated record. The coding region runs from base 49 to 1212 and encodes 387 amino acids. The transcript is spliced from 15 exons. NCBI's taxonomy places the organism in Eukaryota, Metazoa, Chordata, Actinopteri, Perciformes, Serranidae. Gene Ontology annotation, molecular function: carbohydrate binding.